This is a messenger RNA of Rhea pennata, 354 nucleotides long. It is a transcript of the gene QRFP, whose product is annotated as pyroglutamylated RFamide peptide. Gene Ontology annotation, biological process: behavior; neuropeptide signaling pathway. Lineage: Eukaryota; Metazoa; Chordata; Aves; Rheiformes; Rheidae. The transcript has a single exon. Gene Ontology annotation, molecular function: neuropeptide hormone activity; orexigenic neuropeptide QRFP receptor binding. The record is from RefSeq and is a predicted model, not a curated record. Bases 1 to 354 code for a protein of 117 amino acids.
AUGAGAGCGACCCGCUCCCUGUCCUGCCUGUUCCUGCUGAGCCUGGGCUCCGCCUGCUUCCCGGCCGGCGGCCGGCAGGAGCCCGGAGACCCCGCGCCGGGGACCCGGCCGGAGCGGAGCUGGCGAGAGGCGGCGGCGGCGGCCGAGCGCGGCGGGCCGGGCGGCUGGCGGGGGAGCCGCGGGGAGUCGGGCGCGCUGCGGGCCACCCCCCGGCUCCGCUGCGGGAGCCGCGAGGGCUCCAGGCUCCGGCCCGCCGGCGGCGAGGGGCGCAGCGGCGCACUGGGGCACCUGGCCGAGGAGCUCCAUGGCUAUGACCGCAAGAAGGGCGGCUUCGCCUUCCGCUUCGGGAGGUGA